Molecule: messenger RNA, 4414 nt
Organism: Carya illinoinensis
Lineage: Eukaryota; Viridiplantae; Streptophyta; Magnoliopsida; Fagales; Juglandaceae
Exons: 8
Coding region: 232-3168 (978 amino acids)
Biological process (GO): negative regulation of DNA-templated transcription
Cellular component (GO): nucleus
Molecular function (GO): RNA binding; metal ion binding
Source: RefSeq, a predicted model, not a curated record
CGCAAUUAUUCUUUGAAAAUAUUUGUCCCAGCCAUAAGCCUUGUGCAUCAGAGCUCACGUCGAUUAUCCUUCCUUAAACCCACCGACUUCUCACGUCGUCUUCAGCCGAAUUUAGCUUUCGGGGUGGUGAGCGUUGCUUCGGAAGACUUUCAGAGCUAGCCCCGCCCAGCCUAGGGUUUCUUCUUCUGAUAAGCAAGAAUAUUGAAUUCGAUUUCUCCUUAUUCGGUAACGAUGGAGAAAGCAGAAAUCGAAGCCCCCAAACCCUCAGAAACGCCUCUUUUCUCUUUCACUCGCUGUCGGUCACACCUCAAGAGUGAUACUUACACUACUCUUGUUCGAAUCCUAUCUCAUUGUUAUGAAAAUUCUCAGCUUCCUUCGGCUGUUCAAGUUCUACAUCCGGAGCUAAAUUCAGAUUAUGGCAGUGAUGAAUUGGAGCAAGCGACUGGGAAAGAAGUCUGUGAGAGUUCUGAAUUGGUCGGUCCUAAUAGAAUGGAGCCCCCAAAGUUGGCAACUCAGAAAGAGACAGAAUCUGAUGAGAGUUCUGAAGUUAUUGGUGUCCAAGACCGAGGGUUCAGUGAUGCACAACAUGUGGGGAUAGAUGAGAUAGAGAGAAAAAUGGCUAUAGAAGAAAACGAGGAUUUGUCAAAAUGUAUGGACGUGACCUUUGAUGAGAGCGCUGAUGGGAUUGGCCUCCAAGAUAGAAGAUUUUGUCCAGAAAAAUUUCUAAAGGAUGAAUUAGAGCGUAUCGUGACAGCCAAUAAAGAACCUGUAAAUGGAAAUGGUAUUAACCCCCCAACCGCAUCAUCGGACAAAAACCAGGGCAAUAGUGAUAAUGCUACAGUGAUGAAUACCCAAGCAGAACAUAUUGCAUGUCAGGACAUUCUUAUGGAGAGAGAUGAGAAUGAAAAAAAGAAUACCGAUGCCUUUAAUUUGUUAUUAGAUAAGAACGUGAUUGGUGAAGUUCUAGAACCUAUAGAGAAUGGUAAAGAUAAGGCCUUAUCCUCGAAAACUAAUUCAUUUGAUAUAAAGUACGAAAUGCAGCAGAUGGACAUUGAAAUGGUGAAAUCAGUUUCUUCCAGCCAUGCAAAGAAUUUCCACACUCCUAUUACCAAGGAUACAGAAAUUGAGAAGGGAAUAUGCUCUACUCAAAAUAUUUCUGAAGCCUUUGACUUGUCUUUAGAUAAAGAUAUGUUCGGCGAACCUCCAAAACGAAGUGAGAAUAUGGAUGGGGAAAGUUUCUUUCUGAAGACUGAUGUGGUCCAAUCAGAGAAUGAAACCCCUCAGGCUCAGACACAAUUGGAGAAAUCAGUUCAUAGUAGCAACUCCUUGAAUUCUCCCAAUCAUAUGGCUGAAGAUGGAGACGUUGAAGAGGGAGAAAUUUCUGGUGACUAUGGAACAGAUGACAAGUCAUUGGAUAUGUUUUCGGAAGAUGCUAUGGUGUCAGGGGAGAAUAGUGUAGAUGACAUGCAAAUAUCUCUAGAUGUAUUUGAUAAGAAAGAGUUCCACCACAAUGAACUGAAUAGCGCAAAAGGAAAAGCUAUUGAGUUCACUUCCUUUAAUGUGGACACAGUUGACAAUGCUAACAAUAAUAGAGAAGUUGAACCAGAGGAAUGCAAUAGAAACGAGAUGACACUUAGACCUGAAAUGAGUUUUCACCAAAAACCUAUGAAAGCUAAAAUGGCAGAUAUGCAUGACAUUCUGCUAGAGGAUGGAAAAAAUAGAAAGAAAGGUGGAGCCGAGGAGGGUGGUUGUCCUACACCAGCUUGUCCCAGUGAUCUAGAAUCGCAUGCACAGAUUUCACCAAAAAAUACAACUGAUUCCCACAAAAUCACAUCUACAGAGGAGCAACAUGCUAAUUCCAGCAAAAAGAAAAAGCGGGGCCCUCUUUCUAAAGAAAAGAAAGAAAAGAAAAAGCUAAAAGAACGAAAGAGACGAGCAGAAAAGAACAGAGAGCUUGGUGUUAAAAGGUUGAAACUAUAUCCAGUGUCAAAACCAAAAACUGUGACAUAUUGCCGCCAUUAUCUCAAGGGAAGGUGCCACCAGGGUGACAAGUGCCAGUUUUCACAUGAUAUAGUACCAUUGACAAAAUCUACGCCCUGCAGUUAUUUUGCACGCCACUCAUGCAUGAAAGGAGAUGACUGUCCAUUUGAUCAUCAGCUCUCGAAGUAUCCCUGUGACAAUUAUGUGAAAGGUUUCUGCAGCAGAGGUGAUGCUUGUAUGUUUUCACACAAGAUACCAACCAAGGAAGAUUCCACAGCUCCUUCGAAUUAUUGCACGCCUGAGUUGAAGACUCCAUCCUCACUGGCUAAGAAAAAUAUUAAGAAGCAACUGAACAUUGUGGGUAGCUCCGUGCAGAAUGAUGCCUUCUCCAACUCCACAGGGGCACAUCCUCCCACAAAUGUGAAGACUCUUGUGAAACCAUCUGCAGUUGCACCCAAACGAAUCAGCCGCCUCCCUCCUGCUGAGAAAUCUCCAGUGGUCAAUUUUAGUAUGCUUACACAAGGAAGCUUCUCUCCAAGUAGCAAUGGGAGAGCCAAAGUUGGGAAUCUGGCAAUCCCGAGUGCAUCAGACACAUUUCAAAAAACGGCUGAGAUUCCAAAUAGAACUUCACUGAGUGGGGUACCAAAGGGAAUAAACUUUCUCUCCUUUGGAAAAGCUCCAUUGGAUGAUUCUGUUGGUAAAAACAUGGCUAGCAUGCAUUCAAAUGCGGACAGUGCUUCCAAACUAACGUUAUUGGACAGUUUGAAUUUACCGAGACAAGAUUCUACCGGUCAGAGAAAGGCCAUCAAUCCUUCUGGUUGCAAUACUGUUAUUGAUAGAGCUGUUAUAGAGGGACAAGCUGCAUGUAGCAAAUAUCAAAACUCAAAUUCAAGCUCAUCAAGGCUGUUAGCUUCUGUAAUUGCUUCAAGUCAAUCUUCAGACACCUUAGCUUCUGUGAAUUAUAAAGAUGCACCAAACUCAGCCCGGAAGGCACUCUCAUUAACACUAUUUGCAGCAAAGUAUGAAUCAAAAGUGAAAACGAAUCAGUCUGUUAGUUCUCUCGGCCUCAGUGCUGAGGUUGGUAAGGACACUAAUAGUAUUACAAUUAGAAGUUCCCAAAAUGAUUUGGCAAAAGCUUCAAAAAUUCUUGACUUCUUGUCUGGCGAUGGUAGUAAGACUAAGCUGUAAAGGGUAAAAUCCAGGUUGGUUGGGACUGGAUCCGAUGUCUGAUCGGCUUAAGUAAAGCGCAGAUUUAUUAAUAAUAAAAAAAAAAAGUAAAGCACAGAUUUUUUGUGGUAAAGACAUUCUUUGGUACCGUACCUCCUCUUUUGUCGUUCAAUGGCACAAUGUUGUAUUCAUGCAGCUUGUUUUCAGAAUCAGAUUGAUUAUGAUGGCUGCAUUGUGAAUGUGAGGUCCAUGAUUAUGAUCACUUGAGAUCUUUGCUUUGAAGGGACUCCAGAUGGGUUUUCUACGUUGAGGUUUUAUAUACUGAUUUAUUGAGAAGCCAGUUACAUGUGACUGGUCUUAAAACUGAUCUCCUGGUAAUUGCCUUGGUUAGCUUCUUUUCAGUAGUUACAUCGCAUCCCAUUAAUUCUAAGUUUAGUAUUGCCAUUAAAGGGAAAGAAGAUUAUUGCAGCAAUGGUUUUAUAGACGUAUCCACCUUCUUCAUCCUUGCAUCUAUUUUCUUGAAUUUGCUACCUGCCAACUUGUGAUGGGAUCUUGAUAAUGAAGCAACCUUUUACUUGCCUAGUCAUUGCUUUGUUUUUCUUCUUUUUAUGCUUCAGCAAUUUGCGACUACCUGUUCAGGUUGCUUUUUCUAAUGAAAUUUGCUGCUCGUCUGAAUAUUAAGGGUGCAUGUCAGAUUAAUAUGAAGAGUGAUGCUAGGGACAAGUCCCAAAUGCACAAGCACGAGGCUUGUACAUUUGGGGCUUGUAUAAAUUAUUAUUCUAAAAUAUGAAAUCUUACUCGAUUUGUUACUUUGCUCAACAUUCUUUAAAAGCAAAAGAUUCUUACAUAGGUUCAAGUUUUGGCAAGUUCAUGAGGUUUUUGGAUUGAAGAUCCAAUGCUCAAAUUUACGGGAGGUGAAUUUUGAAACUGGAGCGUAUUAAGGCUGCAGGAUGCAGUUUGUAUGAAUGCAGUGCUCAACCGAAAAAGUCUCCUCAAAGCUGUAUUAAUAUUCCUGAUUCGUUUCUGUGAACAUGAUUUUCAGCUGGCUGUUGCUUGCAAAUGAUCCAAGUGCUCUUGGAUCUGAUGAGGACAAGGAAAAGCACCCAUGUUGAUGUUGUCUCUAUCCCGGGUAACUAAAUUGAGUAUUAUUUGCGGCAUAUGGUUGUAGUACUGAGUUGAAUUAUUUAUCUGUCAGCCUUUUGAUGCUUGCAAUUCAUGUGAAGGAAUUACGUAUGAUUUCUUUUAUACGUAAUAUACCAUGUAGGAA